AUGUCUCGACAGAUCAAGAAUGUCGCGACCGGAAACCUUGGGUCUCAUAUCCUGGCCGCAUUGGUGAGCUAUGGCAGCUUCAAUAUUACCGUCUUGACACGCAAGUCCGGGGCCAUAUUCCCCACUGGCGUCACGGCCAAGGUGGUGGAUUUCAGCUCUCCCGCGGCAAUAGGUCUUGCUCUGCAGGGACAGGACGCCUUGGUCGACGCAAUUUUGAGCCCCAACCCUACCGUUUCUAUCGGCUUGAUUAAUACCGCGGUCACCACAGGAGUGUGUCGCUACAUAGCCCCUGAGUUCAGCAUCCAUCCUAAAUACGACAAGACACGGUCACUGCCCAUUUUCCGCGGCAAGGCGCAGAUCUACGAUCAUCUCCAGAAGGUCGCCAAUGAUCAGAAGAUUACAUGGACUGCUAUCCCGAAUGGGGCCUUUUUGGACUGGUGUCUGCGAACAGGAUUUUUGAGUCUUGACGUGAUCAACAAAAAGAUUGUGCUCAUGAACGAUGGUACACGUGUUUUCCCUUUGACCGUUCUUCCAGCUGUUGGUACAGCCGUUGCCAAUGCCCUGGCCCGAGCCCAGAAGACUAGGAACAUGCACUGCUCCAUCUACAGUGUUCAAAAGAGUCAAAAAGAGAUUGCCGACUUGGCAAAGGAGGUUCUUGGAGCCGACGGAUGGGAGAUCAAAAACCAGGAUAUGGAAAAGGUCCUCGAAGAAGCUCUAUCUGCCGUAGCCAUCGGAGACUACAGCUGGCCGGUUGUGGGAGACUUGAUCCGGUCUUCACUCGCAACUCCGGGCUAUAGUGGGCUGUUUGAGCAGAACGACAAUGAUCUCUUGGGCGUCCGACCCAUGAGCGAUGAGCAGGUCAAGGUGUUGAUCAAGGAGAUCUCUGACGAGCUGAAGUCUGGUCCACAAUAA
Messenger RNA from Aspergillus calidoustus, 912 nucleotides. The record is from the annotation of a GenBank genome assembly. NCBI's taxonomy places the organism in Eukaryota, Fungi, Ascomycota, Eurotiomycetes, Eurotiales, Aspergillaceae.